This is a messenger RNA of Cydia amplana, 1615 nucleotides long. Its product is annotated as sucrose-6-phosphate hydrolase-like. Gene Ontology annotation, molecular function: beta-fructofuranosidase activity. Gene Ontology annotation, cellular component: cytoplasm. Gene Ontology annotation, biological process: carbohydrate metabolic process. The record is from RefSeq and is a predicted model, not a curated record. The transcript has a single exon. Lineage: Eukaryota; Metazoa; Arthropoda; Insecta; Lepidoptera; Tortricidae. Bases 51 to 1535 code for a protein of 494 amino acids.
CAUUAUUAUCUGAGAGUAACUUAGGCGCAGGUCGCCUGCGCUUAAACAUUAUGAUGGAGACGUUUUUAAAACUUACAUUAAUUUCACUUGUGUAUAAUAUUGGAUCUCAUGGACAAGAAGUUAACGACAGGUACUACCCACGUUACCACCUGGCUCCGCCCUACGGGUGGAUGAACGAUCCCAACGGAUUUUGCGUCUACAACAACGAGUACCAUCUCUUCUACCAGCACAACCCUAACAGCAGCUUGACGUCCACGCUCGUGCACUGGGGUCAUGCCAAGAGCCCAGACCUCGUCAGUUGGGAACACCUCCCCAUUGCCAUGUACCCUGACCAGUCGUACGACGCAGGUGGAGUAUUCUCCGGAAGUGCGCUAGUUGAAAAUGAUACUAUGCACAUAUUCUACACCGGAAAUGUAAACUUAGAAGGACAACCUGACCAUGCCAAUCGGCAAGCUUACGCAACGAGUACAGAUGGAGUCACUGUUACUAAAUACGCAAGUAACCCAAUCAUUCCCGGUGAAGACCGCCAGCCAAAUUUCCGUGACCCCAAAGUUUGGAAACACGAAGAUACGUACUACAUGGUCUUGGGAAAUUCCUACAAUAACGACAGCUUAGGUCGCAUUCUUCUGUACUCCUCCACUGACAAGAUAAAAUGGAACGAAGUGUCUGUUCUUGACCAAUCUACCGGCACCCUUGGCUACAUGUGGGAAUGCCCUGAUUUCUUCGAGCUCGACGGAAAAUAUGUACUUCUAUUUUCUCCACAAGGUGUUGCAGCCCAGGGGGAUAAAUACAAAAACUUAUACCAAACGGGUUAUAUUCUUGGAGAUUUUGAUUACUCGACUCUUAAAUUUACUCCUACAUCUGAAUUCAAGGAACUCGAUCAUGGUCACGAUGUGUACGCAACUCAGACUGUACUGGACAACCAUGGUCGCAGAAUUGUGAUUGCUUGGUUUGAUAUGUGGGACCAAAAUUACCCGGAACGCUACGAUGGCUUUACUGGUUUCAUGACCUUACCUAGAGAAUUGAAGCUUUCUUCAGAUGGAACUAUUAUUCAGAAGCCAGUGGAAGAAAUGUCUAGAGCCCAAGGGCGCAGUUUGAUCCCCGGAAGAGGGCAAAGGGGAAGCUCAAGAAUUUAUACUCUACGAAACAAAGCUGGAGAAAUUAAUGUUCGUGCCGAUGCUUCCAAUAACCUUAAUUUAUACAUAGAGUCCGGAUCUGUGAGGGUGACUCUAUCUUACGAUGCAGCCAAUGGCCAGGUGACGCUAGACCGUGGAGGCACCGACGGUGUUCGUCGCACAGAAUGGAAACCUUCAGGGCAGUUGAAAUGGAGAAUCUUUGUGGAUGCGAGCUCUGUUGAGUUGUUUUGUGGGGAAGGCGAGGUAACUUUCUCGAGCCGAUUCUUCCCUGAUGGUCCUAUCAAAGUUCGCUUAGGACAACAGUCGAGGGCUGAACAUGUUAGCGUUCAUGAGAUAGUGCGCACUGUCCCUCACGGUGGAUAUGGUAACGAGAGAUGGCACGUUUGUGUUGGAGGUUAAUAUGGCCAUUUAAUAUUUGGUUUGUGAGUAUCGCAGAUAAUUAUCUUUAUAAAUAUGUAUGUAGUACCCAAAGAAUCGUA